AUGCCGCCUCGUGGCGGCCGCGUCUCCAAGGGCCCUUCCCUACCUCUCAAUCUGCUCCGUGAGAUAGGAGCCGAUGGUGCGAGCUCCAAGGCUAGGGGCCGGCAAAAUCGUUCAGGGGGCAGGGGCUUCGAUAGAAGACCCGAUCGUGGGAGCGAUGGGAGGACCGGGAGGCCCAAAGGUUCUUCACAGGGGCCAAAUAGGACCGUCGACGCCGCCAAGAAGCCAAAUUUGAAGCGCAGUAAACCAGGGUACGAUACGGAUUCAGAAGAUUCAGAGGAGAGUUCUUCAGAGCGGCAAGACGAGAGCGGUUUGGAGGACGAAGAUGACUAUGGAGAAGAAGAUGAAGACGACGACGACGACGAUGACGAAGAUUUCAGUGGUGACGAGGAGUCUACCAAAGAGAAACGCCUACCGAAGGCGGUGAGGGAUAAGAUUGCCGAGGACGACAAAGAAAUUGCCGAGCUCGAAAGAAGACUCGGCAUCAAGGGCCGCAAGGGGCUUCCAAAGUCUUUCAAGGAAGACGGUUUGGGUGAUUUGCUGGAGGGAAUCGACGAUGCUGUCGGGAUAGAAAGCAAUGAAAAGAAAAAGCGAAAAGCGGAGGCCGAUGAGUGGCUAGCUCAGAAACGGCAAAAGGCCAACCAGACAACCCGAAAGGUCGAACAGGAUGAUGACGAUGAGGGCAGCGACAGCGAAGACGACGACAUUGACGAGGAUGACUUUGAUAUCGGUGAUGAGAGCUCUCAAGACGGAGGCUCUGAUGGGGAAUUUGAAGGCUUCGAGUCCGACCCCGAAACCGCGUCCGCGCCCAAGCCAAAACGAGAAAAUCCAUACGUUGCGCCCACGUCAGGGGUCACCGUGGCCAAAUACAUCCCCCCAUCCAUGAGGGCAAAAACAGGGUCCGACGAUGAGCUCAUGUUGAGAAUACGACGCCAAACGCAAGGUCUGGUGAACAGGUUAACGGAUGCAAAUUUGAUUUCCAUACUAGGCGAGAUUGAAAAGCUUUACCGGGAACACCCAAGACAGCACGUCACUUCAACAUUGGUCGAUCUACUUUUAGUUCAGGUCUGCGAUCCUUCCAGUCUCCCUGACACUCUUCUCAUCCUCACGGCUGGCUUUGCCACCGCUGCAUACAAGGUCAUAGGCAUGGAUUUUGGAGCAUACCUAGUACAGACCACAGCCGAAAAGUUCAAAGAGCACUACGCGAAAACUGUUGAACGGACGCGAGAACAGCAGGAGGCCACAAAGGAAACGUCGAAUAUCAUUACCUUCCUCUCACAGAUGUACAACUUCCAAAUGAUUGGCUGCAACUUGGUCUUUGACCAUAUCCGUUUUCUCCUUGGCGAGCUUUCAGAGCUCAACGCUGAGCUACUGUUGAGGAUAAUUCGAAUGGCUGGAAAACCAUUACGGCAGGAUGAUCCAAUGGCGCUGAAGGAUAUUGUGGCGCUCAUCCGCCCUGCAAUGGCAAAAGUUGGGGAGAACAAUGUCUCAGUCCGAACCAAGUUUAUGAUUGAAACAAUCAACGACUUGAAGAACAACAAAAUGAAGGCCGGUGCAAGCGCCUCAGCCAUCAACACGGAGCACACAACCAGAAUGAAGAAACUUUUAGGCACGUUGAGUUCUAGGAAGCUGAAGGCAACGGAGCCAUUGCGCAUGGGCCUCAAGGACAUCGAGGAGGCUGAUAAGAAGGGCAAGUGGUGGCUGGUCGGGUCAAGUUGGGCCGGUAAAGACAAGACGGAUAAAAAGACCACUGAUAAGCCCGAGGCCGAUGAUACCAGCGAAGUUGACGAUUUGGACAUUUAUGAUGAUGAUGACUUGGACGUCGACCUCGAGGCUCUAGCUCGACGAUUGAUGUUGAACACAGACAUUCGAAGGUCCAUCUUCUUUGCGGUCAUGUCAGCACUCGAUUAUGAGGAUGCCUACCGGAACCUGCUGAAGCUGAGACUAAACAAGGAGCGGCAAAGGGAGGUCUCGCAUGUCUUGAUUCAAUGUUGUGGGUCGGAAGAGCAGUACAACCCAUACUAUGCUCUGGUGGCUCGCAAAAUAUCGAGCGACGACCGCAGGAUGAAGUGGAACUUUCAGGAUACCUUGUGGAAGUUUUUCAGGCGCUUAGGCGAAUCGCUCUUCGACGAGGAAGCUGACGAAGUAGACGAUGAAGACGACAAGGCCACAGAGCUGCGCCGCAUCGUUAAUAUUGGGAAGUUCUACGGCAACCUAAUACACGAGAGCGUCCUAGGCCUAGAAGUCCUCAGGUGCCUCAACUUCGUCUACUUAAAACCAAAGACAAGAAUGCUGGUGGAGGUCAUAUUGGUCACUGCUCUGCUGGACUUUCCCUGCAAGAAUCGCUCAGGGGCAGAUGAGGUGAUUCGCAAAAUGUUCACACUACCUGGGAAGCCAGAGUUUGCGAGGAGCUUGAAGUACUUCAUGGAAAAGGUCAUGCGAAAGUCUGAGCUGGGAGGCGACAAAAAGAGAACAAAAGUUCUCCGAAGACGGGAGAAUGUCGCUGAGCAGGUGUUGGCUUCAUUGACGUCAGAAGUAUGA
Molecule: messenger RNA, 2538 nt
Organism: Pyricularia grisea
Lineage: Eukaryota; Fungi; Ascomycota; Sordariomycetes; Magnaporthales; Pyriculariaceae
Exons: 1
Coding region: 1-2538 (845 amino acids)
Biological process (GO): ribosomal small subunit biogenesis
Cellular component (GO): nucleolus
Molecular function (GO): RNA binding; protein binding
Source: RefSeq, a predicted model, not a curated record